AUCAUCAUCAUCAUCCUAUUUUUAUUAUUAUUAUUUCAUUGCAAGUUUGAGAAAAGCACUAUACAAAUCUCGGCGAGAAACGGGGUUGCCGGCCGCGUAUCCCUGGCCGACCUCGCUACGCUCGGCCGUCUAUAUCUACUUGGCCUGCAACCCUUCGUUUCCCGUCCUCUAUAGUAAUGUACUAUUAAAAUAGCGUGUAUGUGUUUGUACAGCUUGUUGGCGGGAGCUGCGGCCGGGCAUCAUCGUUUCCCGGACGGGUUCAAGUUCGGUGUGGCCACCGCGGCCUACCAGAUCGAAGGCUCGUGGAACGUCAGUGACAAGAGCCCCAGCAUGUGGGACGACUGGACGCAGCAGAACCCCCACCUGAUCCCCGACGGCAGCACGGCUGAAGUGGCCUGCGACUCCUACAACAGAUGGGAAGAGGACAUCCGAAUGUUGAAAGAUCUGGGGGUGGAUUACUACAGGUUCUCAAUAUCAUGGCCGCGGUUGUUGCCCACGGGGCUCCCGAACCAGAUCAGCCAAGAUGGCGUCCGCUACUACAACACGCUCAUCAACGCGCUGCUUCAGAACGGUAUACAGCCGUACGUCACCAUCUAUCACUGGGACAUGCCCAGGAGGAUAUAUAACAUGGGUGGCUGGCAGAACCCGCUAAUGAUAACCUGGUUCGGCGACUUAGCGCGCGUGAUGUUCAGCCUCUUCGGCGACCGCGUCAAGACCUGGCUGACUAUCAACGAGCCGCUCCUCGUCUGCGACGUCUCCAGCCAGGGCUGGGGUCCAGGCAAGAAGGACACAGAGAUCGGCCUACAUUUGUGCACCAGACACGUCCUAUUGGCCCACGCCAGGGCUUAUGAAAUAUAUGGCGAGUUCAGAGAGCAGCAGAAAGGAAGGCUGUCCAUCGCCAACCAGUUCAUGUGGUACGAGCCGGAGGGGCCGGGAGACGAAGAAAUCACCGAGCUCGUUCUACAGUACAUGAACGGCCGCCACGCGCACCCCAUCUUCUCCAAGGAAGGCGGGUGGCCGCCGGCCGUGGAGCGCCACGUGGCCAAGAGCAGCAGAGACGCGGGGUACGGGCUCUCGAGGCUUCCUCCGUUCAGCGAAGAAGAGAUUGAGUACAUUAGGGGUUCGUUUGAUUUUCUGGCGUUCAACCACUACACGUCGCAGACGGUGCGCGCGGCGCGCCCCGGAGAGCCCGUCGGCGGAGACGCCUUCUUCGACGUGCCGGAGCUGCGGGCCAGGACCCAGGGCCGGCCGGGGUGGCCGGCGGCGGAGAACGGGUGGCUAUAUGUGUACCCUGAGGGUCUGCGUAAGAUCCUGGGCUGGCUGAAGCAGAACUACGGAGACAUAGACAUCAUCAUCACGGAGAACGGGUAUUCCACGUCAGUGAGGAGUUUACAGGACGACGACCGGCUGCACUACUACAGAGAAUAUUUGAAGCAGUUGUUGCUGGCAAUAGAGGAGGACGGCGUGAACGUGGUCGCGUACACCGCGUGGUCGCUCAUGGACAACUUCGAGUGGACCGACGGGUACACGUCCAAAUUCGGUAUAUACGACGUCGACUUCUCAGACCCCGAGCGAAGGAGACGACCGAAGAAGUCUGCCCUCUUCUACCGCGAGGUGAUACGGACCAGGUCCCUGGAUGUCCCAGACCCACAUAUCAAGGACGAGCUCUGAUUAUCGCUACGUAAACUAAUGUAAUUGUAAGGCUGCGGACUGGACGUAAGCGGCGCGCGGCAAAUCAAGGUCGUACAUAAUUUGCUUGAGAAUAAGCGCGUCGCUUGUGUUCAGUCCGUAGCCUAAUAGGGAAUCGGACAGCAAUCAGUUCAUUCAUUCAUUCAUUUAUUCCUUUAUAAAGCAUAGUUUUACAUGUCAAUACAAAUUUUCAUAUUUAGAACUAUUUAUAGCUAACUUACAUAAUAUAACAUCAGUCUAUUAUAAAUAAAA
This is a messenger RNA of Cydia pomonella (codling moth), 1941 nucleotides long. Its product is annotated as myrosinase 1-like. The coding region runs from base 199 to 1671 and encodes 490 amino acids. Gene Ontology annotation, biological process: carbohydrate metabolic process. The transcript is spliced from 12 exons. Gene Ontology annotation, molecular function: beta-glucosidase activity. NCBI's taxonomy places the organism in Eukaryota, Metazoa, Arthropoda, Insecta, Lepidoptera, Tortricidae. The record is from RefSeq and is a predicted model, not a curated record.